This is a messenger RNA of Blastomyces dermatitidis ER-3, 1564 nucleotides long. Its product is annotated as UBX domain-containing protein. The transcript has 3 exons. Bases 260 to 1207 code for a protein of 315 amino acids. The record is from RefSeq and is a predicted model, not a curated record. Gene Ontology annotation, molecular function: protein binding. Lineage: Eukaryota; Fungi; Ascomycota; Eurotiomycetes; Onygenales; Ajellomycetaceae.
AGCGAAGGCACGUGUAAAAAUAAACAUUAAGCUAUGACUUCAUUCUCCUUCUGCUGGAUCUGCCGCACUAAUAACUGACUAGCAGCGGGCGAGAGGCAAUCCAGAACGAAAGGUGCAUGUCAACGCGAACUGAGUCGCCUGGAUUCUCCCUCUAUCUAUCAUAUAAUUCACUCUGCAUUCUCUCCUAUUAGAUCUUCUCUUCUCCCUCUAGCUCUGUACAAUCCACCCACGUCACACCUACCAAGAACCUUCCGCAACCAUGCCCUCAGAUCUAGCACAACUCAUCGACAUGGGAUUUGAUGCAGAGAGGGCUCAGUUAGCUGUAUCCAAAACAGGAGGAUUACAAGGAGCCCUCGAAUGGCUCGAAGCCAACCAAGAGAAAUCCCUCGACGAAAUCAAAGCUUCCACCUCCGCCACUACCCAGCUGGGCAUCGACCCAGAUGAGCCACCAGCGUUGAAACCGGGCGAAGAAGCGAGAAGUCUUGUCUGCAACCAGUGCGGGAAGCGGUUCCGCAGCCAGGCCCAAGCUGAAUUCCACGCAUCGAAGACGGAGCAUGUUGACUUUUCGGAAUCGACGGAGGAAAUUGCCCCGCUGACCGAGGAGGAGAAAAAGGCUAGACUGGAGGAGUUGCGGCAGAAGCUAGCUGCAAAGAAGGCGCAGAUGUUGGAGCAGGAUAAAAGUGACCAGAAGAGGAACGAGGAAAUACGAAAAAAGUCCACAAAGGAGACACAAGAUCUCAAGGAAGAGCUCCAAAAAAAAGAACAGCUGAAAGAAGUUGCGAAGAAACGACGGGAAAAGCAAGAGGAAGUAGAAGCCAGGGCACGUAUAAGAGCCAGGAUCGAAGCUGAUAAGGAAGAGAGGCGGGUGCGCGCUGAGAGGGAAAAAGCUGAGCGGCAAGGUCGUGCCCCGCCCCCUGCCGCCGUGCCCGCAACAAGCCUUGCUCCAACCACACCCGCUACGUCGAAACCGGCUUCGGCCUAUACAGAAUCUCGAUUACGUUUGCAAACACCAACUGGCAAUGUUAUGAAAACUUUUCCCGUCGAUACGACCCUGUUCGAGGUGGCCGCGGCAGUGACUCAGGAAAUUGGGAUGGAGGUUGAGAGCUUUACGCAGAAUUUCCCUCGGAAAGUGUUCGAUGCAGAGUCAUUCGGAGAGACACUUAAGCAGCUUGGGUUAAUUCCCAGUGCAAGCUUGAUUGUGAAGUAGUUUUUGUUAUUCUACUUCUGCUUCUUCUGUUUUAUUCUAUUUUUUAAUUUACCUUCAUAUCAUGAUCCUCUGUGCUUUUUUAUUGUGUGGUUGCUAUAGCAUCCCCCAACUAUUGCAUAGAAUUAAAAGAGCACAUAAUGGUUCAUUUGGCAUUGUUUAUAGCGAAUACCUAUGGCAUUGAUAAAAAUAAAUUGUAUGAAGUCGCUCCGUUUCGCCCGAGUCCUUAUCUCCAAUCUAAGAACUUACGCACGCAUUUACGGGUAAGGAGUGCUUGCCUAAAAAUUCCAUUACGUCAUAGCUACAUUCCCGAUCUGCUCAUAUAACAUGAAGACAUGUCGCGUACAUGAUAAAUUUCCC